Aspergillus welwitschiae is the source of this 1115-nucleotide messenger RNA. RefSeq lists its product as uncharacterized. Lineage: Eukaryota; Fungi; Ascomycota; Eurotiomycetes; Eurotiales; Aspergillaceae. The record is from RefSeq and is a predicted model, not a curated record. The coding region runs from base 280 to 1056 and encodes 258 amino acids. The transcript has 2 exons.
CCUCGCAUGGGCAAUAGUUUGCGCGCCAACUCCACCUGCCAUGCGGAUCCUCGUGAACUUGCUCCCACCGUUCUUGGGCCUUGCAUUUCCGCAUGCUAAUCCCCGAUUUUUAUCGGUCUGACCGUCGUUUCCCAACAUGGAGGAAAGGAGGAGUAUAAGGAGGGCCUACCCUCGUGCUUGAGGUCCACCAAUUCACCAAAUUUUUACCUUCACCCAGAUCUCACUCCCCUAUUAGAAGUCCAUAGCCUGUCAAUCAUCAUAUGUCCUUUCACCGUGGCCAUGAACACGAACAUGCAUAUGAAUCUAUCUCCCUCCGGAAAAGACUCAAGGGCAACUUCACCUCCCUACGUCGAAUUUCACGAUCCUUUCUCCGCCGCAUCUCUGGCAUAUCAACCUCAAAAACCUCUUUGUCUUAACAUGGACACUGAAACCAGUCCUGGUAGACCUGAGCCUCCGGCCUUAGCUGUUCCCAUGACACCAUCAUCUCCAAGCUGGCCUGUCCACCCAGAACCUUGUCAAAUUCAGGGUCAAACCUUUAUGCGCACAGGCACGGAAGAGGUUCCCGAGCCUACCUCGGACCUUUGUCCGGACCUCCUUGACUCCUGGUACCCGAGAUACCUGGCAUGCACGCAGUUCUUUGUUUCCUAUGCGCAGCAUACCCCGACAGUGCAGUCGCUGGCCGCAUUUCUCAACAUUCGACUUCCUUGCCAGCAGUCAGGGGCCCAAACAACCCAUCCGUCAUUACGCGCUUACAUUCGGCGCCUCAUUGUAACAGCACAGGAUAGUCCUGCUGUACUGAGCGCGUUCUUCGGAGAGGAUUGGGUCGGGGGAGUGGGGAGCAUGAUCAAGCAAGAGCGGGUGAACUACUUGUUUACGGCAAAGAGCGGCGGGUGGGCGUCGACAAAGGCGGCGUAUGACAUUCUGCCGGACGAACAAACGCCAUUUUUACGGCCAUUGCGAGCAGCAACAGAGGAAGAGUUACGCGAGGCGGAAGCGCGCUGGAGUGAGUGGUUGGCGAUGGAGGAUUGGAUGGUAGGAUCGCGCAGUCCGUGGUGAAUGUACAUUAGCUAUGAUGGUUUACGAUGAUGAAUCUCCUAUGUAAAAAUAUAUUUCCU